AUGUCCACUCAAACCCUAACUGUCCUCCUCCUAGGAACCUGUGACACCAAACUCGCCGAGCUCCUCUACAUAAAAGAGCAAAUCGAAACACAGUCCCAGAUCAAUGUCCUGAUCAUGGACAUAGGCCGCAACACAACCAACCAUCCAGAUAUUAGUUUUACACCAGAGCAUCUAUUACAGCAAGCGACAGAGCCAAUCCAGUCCACCGCCAACAACAACGAUACAAACAAUAUACCAGACCUCAAAUCCCUCCCCCGAGCAACCUACAUCUCAACCCUAGCCACCUCCGCAACCCAAAAAGCCACCCAUUUAUACCAAACCUCCCAAAUCCACGGAAUCCUUGCCAUAGGCGGGUCGUGCGGGACAACACUCGCAACAGCAGUCAUGCGCGACGCGUUGCCAGUGGGAUUCCCAAAAUUAAUGGUGUCGACGAUGGCGUCGGGGGAUGUGGCGCCGUACAUCGGGGAAACAGAUAUCAGUAUGAUGUACAGUGUUGUCGAUAUUGCGGGGCGGAAUCGGGUGUUGGAGCGGGUUUUGGGGAAUGCGGGGGGUGCUGUUGCUGGUAUGGCAUUGUCUUAUUAUCGAUAUUGUCAUGCCAAUCUAUCCAAGGAAGUAUCUAUGGGUGAUGCUUUGAGGGAUAUGCAGGAUAUACACAGUGGGAAGAACGACAAUGCCAAUGGUGGUAUACGCAUCGCUAUCUCCAUGUUCGGGGUUACGACCCCCUCUGUAACGCAUGCCCGGCAGCACCUCGAAUCCGUUCUCCCGAACUGCGAAGUAUAUAUCUUCCACGCGACAGGGUCAGGUGGACGGGCGAUGGAACGGCUGAUUCGGGAGGGGCAGCUAGACGCAGUCCUCGACCUGACGACAACGGAGAUCGCAGACGAGGUUGUUGGCGGGGUGUUGAGUGCAGGUCCGGGACGUUUAAGUGCAGCCACGGCCCGAGGGAUUCCGCGGGUUGUCAGUGUGGGAGCGUGCGACAUGGUGAAUUUCGGGGAGAGAAAAAGUGUCCCAUCCAUAUUCUGGGAGAGUGGCUCUGCCGGUGACUCUGCGAGUGAAUCUUCACGGAAGCAGAGGCUAUUCCAUGAGCAUAACGCUGCUGUUACGCUCAUGCGCACGACAGCCGAGGAAUGUGUGCUUAUCGCGCGAAUGAUUGCGCGCAAUUUACUCGGUGGCUCUGAGAAGACCGUCACUUCUGCUGCACAGCCCGGGACUGCAUCUGAGACUAGUGGGUUGGCGCGGACUAAGGUCGUGCUGCCAACCGGGGGAGUCAGCAUGCUGGAUGUCCCCAGCCAGCCAUUUUGGGACCCCGAGGCGGAUGAGGUGCUGUUUUCAACGCUAGAGAAUGAGUUGCAGGGCAGUGGAAUAGAGGUUGUGCGGGAUACUCAUGCGAUUAAUGAGCCCGGGUUUGCUGUUGCUGUGGCCGAUGAAUUGGUGCAUUUGAUUCAAGUAUCCGACAAUAAAUAG
Messenger RNA from Penicillium alfredii, 1464 nucleotides. RefSeq names its product Tm-1-like ATP-binding domain-containing protein. Bases 1 to 1464 code for a protein of 487 amino acids. NCBI's taxonomy places the organism in Eukaryota, Fungi, Ascomycota, Eurotiomycetes, Eurotiales, Aspergillaceae. The record is from RefSeq and is a predicted model, not a curated record. The transcript has a single exon.